UUUAUUUCAAGUUACAUAAUAUAAAGUGAAAAAAAAAAAGAGAGAAAAAAGAAGAGGAAAAAAAGAUGAAUAUGGAGAUUGAGGAAGUGAUGAGUUGCCAAGCUUUGCCUCUACUUUCUUUGAACCAUGUUUCUUUGUUGGUGAAGGAUGUGUGGGAUUCUAAGAGGUUUUAUGAAGAUGUUUUGGGAUUUUGUCUUGUCAAACGCCCUUCUUCUUUCAACUUUCAUGGAGCCUGGCUUUACAAUUAUGGCAUUGGGAUUCACUUGCUUGAGAAUAAAACCAUAGAGGACUUGGACAUUAAUGAUGAACCACGUCCUAUUAAUCCUAAGGAUAACCACAUUUCCUUUCAGUGUACUGAUGUUGAUUUGGUGAAAAGGAGAUUAGAUGAGAUGGGAAUAAGGUAUGUGAUUGCAUUAGUAGAGGAAGAAGGGAUCAAAGUGGAUCAAGUAUUUUUGCAUGAUCCAGAUGGCUAUAUGAUUGAAAUGUGCAAUUGUGAUAACAUUCCAAUUGUGGCUAUUUCUUCAAGUUGUCACUUCAUAAAGCCCAAUAAAUUUGGAACUUACAAUGACAACAUAAUGAUGCCAAUUGCUACUCCAAAUUAUAGUUGUGGUUUUAUGGAAACUCUCAUGAUGGAGAACUUAAGCAUGGACAUGCUCAACUUUUCCUUCUAAAAUUCUAGUCAUGGGGGG
Molecule: messenger RNA, 689 nt
Organism: Solanum tuberosum (potato)
Lineage: Eukaryota; Viridiplantae; Streptophyta; Magnoliopsida; Solanales; Solanaceae
Product: lactoylglutathione lyase-like
Exons: 3
Coding region: 66-671 (201 amino acids)
Molecular function (GO): metal ion binding; lactoylglutathione lyase activity
Source: RefSeq, a predicted model, not a curated record